Molecule: messenger RNA, 1320 nt
Organism: Ylistrum balloti
Lineage: Eukaryota; Metazoa; Mollusca; Bivalvia; Pectinida; Pectinidae
Exons: 2
Coding region: 1-1320 (439 amino acids)
Source: RefSeq, a predicted model, not a curated record
AUGGACUUUUUUGCUCUUAUAACUUACUGGAGAUGCACCAUUACCAACUGCCUUGCUACAAUCAACACCCGCAACAACAUCAUAGUAGGAGUUGGACGGCAACCACACAAUCACCCGGGAGACCAUGCAAGCAUCGUAGCCAAGGAGAUCAUGAACUGCAUCACUGACCGCUGCCAGAAAGAAAUCAGACCAAUCCCUACCAUCUACAGUGAGGAACUCUGCAAACUGCGUGACAACGAAUGGGAUGAAGAGACAAGAACCGUUGUAGAGAAGAUACCCACCUUCAACUCCAAGAAGUCACAGCUGUACAGAGCCAGACGCAAGCUUACACCAAAGCUACCAACCACUACCCAGGACAUUGAUCUCGAGGGAAGAUGGACGGAAACCAACACUGGAGAGCGCUUCCUACACAUUGACGAUGGUGACCAGAACAGAAUCCUUGUCUUCGCCACAUCAGAGGACUUGGCUGAGCUCGCCACCGCCGACCGCAUCUACUGUGAUGGUACUUUCUACACGUGUCCCAACAUCUUUCAUCAGAUCUACACGAUACACAUUGAGAUAGAUGGAUCCAUGUACCCAGUUGUCUACUCUCUUCUACCCGGGAAAAGUCAGCACAUCUACACAAGAUUCUUCACACUACUCAAGACAUUCAUGGCAGACAACCACCUACCCAUGUCGCCCGACACAGUAUUCGUUGACUUUGAGACAGCUGUCCACAACGCAAUCCGCACCGUCUUCCCAGGGACCGAUAUCAAGGGCUGCUUCUUCCACUACACCCAAUGCGUCUGGAGAAAGGCACUGAUGACUGGACUACAGCUUCCAUACCGGGACAACGAAGACAUCAGGAGACUGGUUCGCCGUGCAGCAGUCCUACCUCUGGUACCUGAGCAGCAAGUUGAGGAUGUCUGGUUUCACGCACUACAGGACAUUGAGUACGCCGACCUACCAGCUGACGUGACACCAUUCACGGACUAUGUUGUUGACCAAUGGGUGGAUGGAGACCGACCAGUUUGGAACCACUACGACAACGAUGGACCACGUACCACCAACCACCUAGAAGCCUGGCACGGGAAGCUGAAGAAGAUUGUGCAACACGCCCAUCCAAACAUCUUCGAGAUCAUCCAGACAUUCAAAGACAUUCAGGCUACCAACGAAAUUGCAAGACUCCAACGACGCGCCGGUGGAACCAGACGACCCCGACCCAAGAGGUACAGAAACAUUGAUACCCGCCUUGCCCUGCUGAAACAGAGACUGGAGAGCAACACCAUAGACAUCAUUGCGUACGCUGAUGCAGCAUCUGAGCUUCUUCACUUGGGUUGA